AUGGCCGCAGUGGCUGUCCUCCGGAACGACUCUCUGCAGGCCUUUCUCCAGGACCGCACCCCCAGCGCCUCCCCGGACCUGGGUAAACACUCGCCCCUGGCGCUGCUAGCCGCCACCUGUAGCCGCAUUGGCCAGCCAGGGGCCGCGGCGCCCCCGGACUUCCUGCAGGUGCCCUACGACCCCGCGCUGGGCUCGCCCUCCAGGCUCUUUCACCCUUGGACUGCCGACAUGCCGGCUCACUCACCCGGCGCGCUGCCGCCCCCGCACCCCAGCCUGGGGCUGACGCCGCAGAAAACGCACCUGCAGCCGUCCUUUGGGGCGGCGCACGAGUUGCCGCUCACACCUCCUGCCGACCCUUCGUACCCCUACGAGUUCUCACCGGUCAAAAUGCUACCCUCGAGCAUGGCGGCACUGCCCGCCAGCUGCGCCCCUGCCUACGUGCCCUAUGCUGCACAGGCCGCGCUGCCGCCAGGCUACUCCAAUCUGCUGCCCCCGCCGCCACCGCCGCCCACGUGCCGCCAGCUCUCCCCCAACCCGGCCCCCGACGACCUCCCGUGGUGGAGCAUCCCGCAGGCGGGCACCGCUCCCGGGACCUCCGGAGUUCCGGGGGGCAGUCUCUCCGGGGCCUGUGCCGGGGGUCCCCACGCGCCCCGUUUCCCGGCUUCAGCGGCCGCCGCCGCCGCUGCCGCCCUGCAACGGGGUCUGGUGCUGGGCCCGUCGGACUUCGCGCAGUACCAGAGCCAGAUCGCCGCGCUGCUGCAGACCAAGACCCCCCUGGCGGCCACGGCCAGGAGGUGCCGCCGCUGCCGCUGCCCCAACUGCCAGGCGGCGGGCGGCGCCCCGGAGGCAGAGCCGGGCAAGAAGAAGCAGCACGUGUGCCACGUGCCCGGCUGCGGCAAGGUGUACGGCAAGACCUCGCACCUGAAGGCGCACCUGCGCUGGCACACGGGCGAGCGGCCCUUCGUGUGCAACUGGCUCUUCUGCGGCAAGAGCUUCACGCGCUCGGACGAGCUGCAGCGGCACCUGCGGACUCACACUGGCGAGAAGCGCUUCGCCUGCCCCGAGUGUGGCAAGCGCUUCAUGCGCAGCGACCACCUUGCCAAACACGUCAAAACGCACCAGAAUAAGAAGCUCAAAGUUGCUGAGGCUGGGGUGAAGCGGGAGGACCCGCGGGACCUGUGA
Condylura cristata (star-nosed mole) is the source of this 1182-nucleotide messenger RNA. RefSeq names its product Sp5 transcription factor (gene SP5). NCBI's taxonomy places the organism in Eukaryota, Metazoa, Chordata, Mammalia, Eulipotyphla, Talpidae. The coding region runs from base 1 to 1182 and encodes 393 amino acids. Gene Ontology annotation, biological process: regulation of transcription by RNA polymerase II. Gene Ontology annotation, molecular function: DNA-binding transcription factor activity, RNA polymerase II-specific; RNA polymerase II cis-regulatory region sequence-specific DNA binding. The record is from RefSeq and is a predicted model, not a curated record. The transcript is spliced from 2 exons.